UUUAAAAUUCUCCCACCCUCUUCCCUCUGACUAUAGAUAAUAAUGAUAAUAAUUAAUUGAUAAAAAGCGUUAGAAUUUGGUGAAGCUUUUAGCCGGAAGAGCCGAUGCCCCCUUCUCUCUAGUUAGCGGGAGUUGGAGCUCUCUUGGUGAUUCUGUUGGUGUGCUUGCUUCGUUUGGUGAAGUCGGAGCGAGCUGUCGGUUUUGUUGGUGGAUUAAUUAAAGGAGGAAGAAGAGAGGAUGGCGGAAGAGGAGUCGAAGAAGGUGGAGGCGGAGGGCUCGUCGGAGACCGCACCGCCGCCGCCGGAGCCCACGAAGGACGUUGCUGAGGAGAAGGCGGUGAUCCCGCCGCCUUCGGAGGAGAAGGCCGACGAUUCCAAGGCUCUGGACGUCGUCGAGAAGGUUGCAGAUACUCCAACAGAGAAGAGCAGAGGGGGUUCAACUGAGAGAGUUGCUCAACUUACAAGGCUUGAAACGGAGAAGAGAAUGUCUUUAAUAAGGGCAUGGGAGGAAAAUGAAAAGGUUAAAGUUGAAAAUAAGGCUGCUAAGCAGAUGUCAUCUAUUACUGCAUGGGAAAACUCAAAGAAGGCAGCUACGGAAGCUGAGCUGAAAGCAAAAGAGAGCCUGCAACCAAAUACUUUUCUAAUGUGUGAGCAGGAAGAAUUAGAAAAGAAGAAGGCGGAAUAUGCAGAAAAAAUGAAAAACAAGGUGGCCAUGAUUCACAAGACAGCAGAAGAGAAGAGGGCAAUUGUUGAGGCCAAGUGUGGCGAAGACAUCCUGAAAGCAGAGGAAAUGGCUGCAAAAUACCGUUCCACAGGGCUUGCUCCAAAGAAGCUUUUUGGGUGCUUCGGGGCCUAAGAUCCAACUAGAAAGAGGGGAUUUGAUGGUACAAUCCAGCUCUGAUCUGUUUGUUUCUUUCUAUGUUUUGUCUGUCGGUUGUGUUGAUUUAGCUAAAACUUCAUUGGGAAAUCAGUGUCUGGUGUGCAAAGUGUCAUGUUCUUGUAUAUAGUUCUAAUCUAGUGCUGUACAUUAGUAUUCUUUUUAGUUUGUGGGAAAGGAAAAAAAAAUUCUUGUGUGUGUAUUUAAUACGACAUUAAAUUGUUUCCCAGUGUUGAAGCCCUUGUACGUUGACAAGCAUAUGUUUAUACAGAAGUUACUGAGAUGUA
Molecule: messenger RNA, 1163 nt
Organism: Elaeis guineensis (African oil palm)
Lineage: Eukaryota; Viridiplantae; Streptophyta; Magnoliopsida; Arecales; Arecaceae
Source: RefSeq, a predicted model, not a curated record